ACUGCAUUCCAUAAUCAUUUUGAUACUUACACAGUCACUAUCACAUAUAUAUUCUUGUUCAUCUCAACUCCAUAAACUGAAAACAUGAACGUUAGACUCAGAGCUACCCUAAAUUCUCUCAACAUCGCCAAAUUCAUCCAAAUUCAGAAAAACCUCUCAAAGCCAACUCCGAAGCUCUGGUCUCAUGGCGACGACCCAAACGACGAAGGCGUUCACACGUUACGCCGUAGCCACCCCAUCUUGCUCACAUUGGACAAAAUCAACCCCACGCUGCAACAGGUCGACCAAGUUCAUGCCCAGCUCGUUGUUUCUGGAAACUUUCAGCACCCAAUGGCCUCCGGCCGGUUACUGAAAAAGCUUUGCUCUUCGAAACUCACACUCCCUCACGCUGUGAAGCUCUUUUCGUAUCUUGAAGAGCCUGAUGCUUUCCUAUGUAAUACGAUUAUGAGAGGUUACGUGAAUUUUGAUGAGCCCGAAAAGGCUUUAGCGUUUUAUUAUCAUCAAAUGGUUGAAAAGGGAAUCGUUCAGAAUAAUUAUACGUUUCCGACGUUAGUAAAGGCUUGCGCCGAUAUGGGAUUGCUGAGCGAGGGCGAGAAGGUUCACGCCAAUGUUAUAAAAUGUGGGUUUGAAUUGGAUUUAUAUGUUAGGAAUACUAUGAUUCACAUGUAUGCGGUUUGUGGUAGGAUUGGGGACGCACGGAAGGUGUUUGAUAUGAGUCCUGAAUCAGAUUUAGUGACUUGGAAUACUAUGAUUGAUGGUUAUGUUAAAAAUGGGGAAGUGCAAUUUGCCUGCCGGGUGUUUGAUAGUAUGCCUGUAAGAGAUGUUUUUAGUUGGAAUACAAUGAUUUCCGCUUACGCGGGGAUUGGGGAUAUGGAGACCGCAAAGCAGUUGUUUGAGGAGAUGCCUUCCAGAGAUAUUGUUUCUUGGAAUUGUUUGAUCGAUGGGUAUUCUCAAAGUGGAGAUGUCAUUGCUGCUCGGGCACUGUUUGAUCAAAUGGAUUACCGUAAUGUUGUUUCUUGGAAUAGUAUGAUGGCACUUUAUGUGCGGACAAAAGAUUGUAAUGAGUGUUUGAGAUUGUUCGAUAGAAUGAUGCAAGAAGGAGAUGUUAAACCAAAUGAGGCUACCUUAAUGAGUGUCUUGACGGCUUGUGCACACUUGGGGAGGCUAGACAGAGGUGAAUGGGUUCAUUCCUAUAUCAAAUACACCGAGAGAAUAAAGCCUGAUGUUUUGCUCUCAACCGCUGUGUUAACAAUGUAUGCAAAAUGUGGAGCGGUGGAUUUGGCUAAACGUGUGUUUGAUGAGAUGCCAGAGAAAAGUGUUGUAUCAUGGAAUUCUAUGAUAAUGGGUUACGGGGUACAUGGGAAGGGUGAGAGAGCUGUUGAAAUAUUCUUAGAGAUGGAAAGGCACGGAGUGAUGCCAAAUGAUGCUACUUUUGUGUGUGUUUUGAGUGCAUGUACUCAUUCCGGGAUGAUACUGGAGGGCUGGUGGUUCUUCUGGUUAAUGCAGAGAGUCUAUAAGAUUGAACCCAAGAUUGAACAUUACGGUUGCAUGGUUGAUCUCCUUGGUCGGGCUGGAUUGAUGAAUGAUUCUGAGGAGCUUAUCGGGAAGAUGCCUAUGGAGUCAGGUCCUGCACUUUGGGGAGCUUUACUAUCCGCUUGCAGGACCCACUCAAAUACAGAGCUCGGGGAGAUCAUAGCUAGGCAGAUGAUAAAAUUGAAGCCAGAUGACGUCGGGCCUUAUGUACUCUUAUCGAAUAUAUAUGCCACAGAGGGAAGAUGGGAUGAUGUAGAGAAUGUGAGAAAGAUGAUGGCUGAGAAGGGAGUACAGAAGGCAGCUGGAUCUAGCCUGCUCCAAAAAAUACUGCAAUCUUUUCCUUCAGAAUCCGAAUGAGUACUCUACUCGAUCUUGUCUAUAGUUUGUAUCCAUAAUCCCGUUGUGCUGAAUUUAAGCAGUAGCCGGGAUGGCAACGAGGUUGAUCAAGUUAAGAAAAAACUUGCCUAAAGGCAUAUGGUUAAGCUUUGAUUUUGAAGAUUCACAUCCGGUAGGUAUUCGGCCAAGUCAGUUGAGUUCAGCCCCUGGUUGAUUCAAGACGUGUCGCUGUGGCUUACCAUAGAGGGAUGUGGUUAAAUGGUUAAUGUCCACCUACUUAUUACCAAUUGGCUUUAAGAAGGAUAUGAAAAUCAGAUAACCAAAGAAGUGGUUAAGCGAAACAUAGCCGGCUCUCUUAUGAUCCUUUUAUCUGUAUAUUUUCCUAUCUUGUUUUAUGUUUUCUCUAAAUCUGGAUAUGUCAGGAUUUGACAGUGUUAUGCCUUUGGGGUGGAUCAAUUAUUUCAAUAGGUCUUCCAUAUCAACAUGUUGGUGAAGAGCCUUGCGGAUGAUUUAUCACUGCUUGUGGCUCUGGAUGAACAAGGUAAAGCUGAAUGUUCUCUCUAUAAAGAUGAUGUAGAUGGGUAUGAGUAUACUAAUGUCAAAUACUGAAGGAUUGUGGAAAAGGCCAAAGCACCGCUUACAGGAAAACUUGUGCUAUGGUAUGAUUACCCUCCUGCAAGUGAGUUUUUCACCGUCGAUUACAGUGACUAAUCCCCAUUGAGGAGAGGAGAAUUCUCCUGUUACUAAAUGUCCAUAGCCCCUUUCCUCAAUAACCUUUCUAACUGAGCUGAACCAUCAUAAUUUUGCUAUGAUUAGUGUACCUUGGAGCACCAUUAAUUUAUUUCAGGAUAAAAUGUAAUUUUAGUCCUUCAAUUGUUCU
Messenger RNA from Ipomoea triloba (trilobed morning glory), 2749 nucleotides. Its product is annotated as pentatricopeptide repeat-containing protein At1g08070, chloroplastic-like. NCBI's taxonomy places the organism in Eukaryota, Viridiplantae, Streptophyta, Magnoliopsida, Solanales, Convolvulaceae. The transcript has 2 exons. The record is from RefSeq and is a predicted model, not a curated record. Gene Ontology annotation, biological process: RNA modification. Bases 85 to 1890 code for a protein of 601 amino acids. Gene Ontology annotation, molecular function: RNA binding; protein binding.